Messenger RNA from Exaiptasia diaphana, 2908 nucleotides. RefSeq names its product receptor-type tyrosine-protein phosphatase epsilon. The record is from RefSeq and is a predicted model, not a curated record. Bases 145 to 2370 code for a protein of 741 amino acids. NCBI's taxonomy places the organism in Eukaryota, Metazoa, Cnidaria, Anthozoa, Actiniaria, Aiptasiidae. Gene Ontology annotation, molecular function: protein tyrosine phosphatase activity. The transcript has 20 exons. Gene Ontology annotation, biological process: protein dephosphorylation.
UACCAGGUGAUUGUAAUCAUUGGUAAAAAGGAAAACWUUAGCGAGAUACCGGGGAAAAUUAACGAUUACCAAAAAGCCACUGAUAAUAACGAACCGUUUUACAUCACAGCCGAGCUAACACCAGGCCAGAUAAAGGCAUCAGAAAUGUUUGUCAUUGGUGAURAUAARAUGUAUGGAAUAUACAAAAAUGUGGCUUUGCRAAAAGGUCAAGUUUACAACAUAGCAGAGCGAGCAAUCACAAAAUACAAAGGAGAAAGCCAAGUGAGCGACCCAGUGCAUAUUGCAACGAUUGAACUCACUGCAGAAUCGAUAAAAAAGGCGGCAAAAUCGGAUGGCAACUCUGCAACUGGUGUGGCCAUAGGAGUCGUAAUAUCCAUACUCAUAAUAGUGAUUAUACUUGCUCUUUUGGCAUUCAGAUACAAAAGGAACCGUGACGCAAAAACUGACGACUGCUCUUCUAUGCCUCUUGAUGAUAUCAAUGACGACGAUGGUAAAGAUGUGACUCCAGGUUCAAACAAUGCAGCUGCUACAGGAUACGGAAACGACAGGAAACUGUACGUUAACGUUGAUGUUAUCGAUCCUUCAGAGGGUGUCUACGAAGAAGCAAAAGACAGUGGCAUAAAAUCAAUGACAAAACGUCAAUUUCUGGAGUAUAUGAAGUCUUUGAAGGUCACAGACUACUCAGAGUUGAAACAAGAGUUUAAGAUGUUGUUAAAUACCCAUGCCUUCCCAGUGGAUAUCGCCAAGAAACCCGCCAACAAGAAGAAGAACCGUUAUGCCAACAUUGUUACCUAUGACCAUUCUCGUGUGGUAAUAAGUCGACAGGCUGAUGACGAAAACUCAGAUUACGUCAACGCAUCUUACAUCAAGGGCUAUAAUGGAAAUACUAGGACAUACAUUGCAACACAAGGUCCUACACCGCAGACUGUUGCUGAUUUUUGGCAAAUGAUAUGGGAAGUGAAUUCAUACACUAUAGUCAUGCUGACCAAUCUGAAAGAAGGAUCAAAGGUGAAAUGCCAUCAGUACUGGCCAGAAGAUAAAGAAACGCACGGCRAAAUCACAGUAUCGAUCCAUAAAACAGAGAUGUUUCCUGAUUACGUCAUAAGAACUCUCUUACUAGCAAAAUCAAACACCAGUGAGCGUCGCCAAGUCAACCAUUUCCAGUUCACUGUCUGGCCAGAUAAAGGGGUACCACAAUAUUCUACAGCCGUUUUAGGCUUGCGGCGACAAGUAAAUGCUGUGAAUCCAGAUCACGCUGGUCCUUUGGUGAUUCACUGCAGUGCUGGUGUUGGUCGGACUGGCGCUUACAUCGUGAUCGACGCCAUGUUGGAGCGUGCGAGACACCUCAAAAACGUCGCAAUAUCAGACUACGUUGCAUCUAUAAGAAACGACAGGCCAUAUAUGGUACAAACCGAGGAACAGUAUGUUUUUAUCCAUUUGGCGCUAUAUGAAGUGUUCACAUGUGGUAAUACAGAAAUACCAGUUCACAAAUUACAGAACGCAAUGAAAAAACUUUCAGAUACUAACCCACAGCGAAACGUGACAGGCUAUGCCUUGGAGUUUGAGAGACUUAAUCGAGUUACUGAAGAUUACGCUAAAGAAGAUUGURAUGUUGGAAGGUCACCUGAAAACUUGAAAAAGAACCGGUACARAGGCAAUAUCGCCUUAAAUCGUAGCCGUGUUUUACUUAACAAACCUGGUAUCGAAGAUGUGACUAUAAGCUACAUAAAUGCUUCGCAUGUUGACGCUUACAAGGAGCGUAACGCAUUCCUUGUCACGCAAGCUCCACUAAAAGAGACYAUUGAAGAUUUCUGGAUCAUGGUUGUGAACUAUGACGUUAGAACGAUCAUUAUGCUCAAUAAUUUACAAGAGGGAAAUGAGAAUUUUGUCCAAUACUGGCCUGAGAGUGGUUCUUCAUCCUAUGGUCACGUGACUGUUGAGCUGUUAGACACAACGACAAUCGGUGAACUUAUUUCUCGACACUUUAAUGUUACUUGCGAUUCGGCAACUGUUCAGGUUCAACAUAUACAAAUGCCCAACUGGAAGAACAAGUGUUGUCCGACAAAUUCACAAAGUGUGUUGGAUUUGGUAAAUGAAGUAGAACAGUCACAAAGGCAUGCGCAKUCGAGUAGUUCACCGAUGGUAGUUCAAUGCAGUAAUGGUAUCGGUCGAAGUGGUACAUUUUGCGCCAUUUACWCGAUCAUCGAACGAGUGAAGCAAGAACAGAUGGCUGACGUCUUUCAGGCUGUCAAAAGAAUACGUACGAAUCGCCCUGGAGCUGUCGAGACGCUGGACCAGUACAUCUACUGUUAUAAAAUAAUCCAAGAUUACCUCGACUCGUUCAGCGACUAUGCAAACUUCACAAAAUAAUUAUCACUGGAUAUGUUUUUAAAAUAAUUUGAUAAAAGCAAAAAACUUAAAUGGCCCAUGUCUGAUACGGCGAUAUUGGCUUCAGAUGAUGAAACGGAACGAUUGUCGCUUGCGACUUGUAGUAUAGGACUCRAAUGCUCCAAUUUCGAGUUCUGGUUUGCUCUGUGUGUUAGGCCCACAAUUUGGCACACAAAUGAGGCUAACACAAAGCAUUGAAGAAUUAGGAACUGAAGUAUUGCGCCGUGGAAUGCACCUACGCUUUCCUACAAUAUUCGUAAGCAACCUACGACUUGUAGAUUUUUGAAUCACGGCUCAAAAUCACUCGACUUAUCGUAGGAAAACCAUAUACUACAAGUCGCACAUGACAGUCGUACCGCGUGAUUCUGCCUUCAAGAAGUCGUCCAGCAAGUUUAAUUCACGUCGAAAAGUCGAAAUCCUCAGUCGAGGUCGAGCUGACCGACAAAUUAAAACUGUAAGUGUAAUAAUAAUUUAAAAAACGUAAAAACGUUUUAACGAUUAGUAUAAUAUUGAAGACUUA